AUGUCCAAAAAAGGACGCAGCAAGGCUGAAAAGCCUGAAGUUCUGAUUAUGUCCUUACAAGCAGCCAAUGAAGAUCUCAGGACUAAGCUGACGGAUAUUCAAAUUGAGCUUCAUCAAGAGAAGUCUAAAGUGAACAAACUUGAAAGGGAAAAAAUCCAAGAAACAAAGCGGAUCCGGGAAUUAGAACAGCGCAAACAGACAGUGCAGAUCACUGAACUCAAAGCUAAACUCCACGAGGAGAAGAUGAAGGAGCUACAAGCUGUCCGGGAAAACCUUAUCAAACAGCAUGAGCAAGAAAUGGCACGGACAAUGAAAAUCAGAGACAGUGAAAUCCAGAGACUCAAGUCAGCACUGUAUGCAUUGCGGGAAGGGAGUAGUGAUAAAGUACGGACAGCCCUGAGCAUUGAGGCUCGUGAAGAGGCCAGGAAACAAUUUGACUCUGAGCGCCUUAAACUUUUGCAAGAAAUUACUGAACUGAAGUCUGCCAAGAAGCAGGUGGACGAAGCCCUAAAUAACAUGAUCCAAGCUGAUAAGAUUAAAGCUGGAGAUCUCCGGAGUGAGCAUCAGUCCCAUCAGGAGGCAAUCUCUAAGAUCAAGUGGGAGAGUGAGAGGGACAUUCGCAGGCUGAUGGAUGAGAUCAAAGCAAAAGACAGAACUAUCUUUUCUUUGGAGAAAGAGCUGGAGACCCUGACAGGAUAUGUCCAGAAGCUUCAGCUACAGAAAGAAGCAUUGGAUGAACAACUGUUUUUGGUUAAGGAGGCUGAAUGCAACAUGAGCAGUCCCAAAAGAGAGAUCCCUGGCAGAGCAGGAGAUGGUUCAGAACACUGCAGCAGUCCUGAUCUACGUAGAAAUCAGAAGAGAAUGGCAGAACUCAAUGCUACUAUUCGGAAGCUUGAGGAUAGGAACACUCUACUUGUGGAUGAACGUAAUGAAUUGUUGAAACGUGUUCGAGAAGCUGAAAAACAAUGCAAACCUCUUCUGGAAAGAAAUAAGUGCCUCUCUAAAAGAAAUGAUGAACUCAUGCAGUCGUUGCAGCGCAUGGAGGAGAAACUUAAAGCAAUCACUAAGGAAAAUUUAGAGAUGAAAGAAAAGAUGGUAUCACAUCCUCCUCUGAAGAAAUUAAAAUCGCUCAAUGAUCUUGAUCAAGCAAAUGAAGAACAAGAAACCGAAUUUUUGAAGCUCCAAGUUAUAGAACAACAAAACAUAAUUGAUGAGCUGACAAGAGAUAGAGAGAAACUUAUUCGUCGGAGGAAGCAUAAAAGAAGUUCAAAACCAAUUAAGAGGCAUGUUCUGGACACAGUUUAUGGGGGUGAUGAUGACUCUAUGGACUCUGAGACAUCAUCCAUGGCUUCAUUCAGGACAGACAGAACACCAGCAACACCAGAUGAAGAUCUAGAUGAAAGUUUAGCAGCUGAAGAAUCAGAGUUGCGAUUUAGACAAUUAACAAAAGAAUAUCAGGCCCUGCAGAGAGCCUAUGCGUUACUGCAAGAGCAAACUGGGGGUAUAAUAGAUGCAGAAAGGGAAGCCAAGGCACAGGAGCAACUCCAAGCUGAAGUCCAGAGAUAUAGAGCAAAAAUAGAAGAUCUUGAAAAAACACUGGCCCAGAAAGGACAGGACUCACACUGGGUAGAAGAUAAACAACUUUUUAUUAAGAGGAAUCAAGAGCUUUUGGAUAAGAUAGAAAAAUUGGAAGUAGAGAACAAUCGACUGCAACAGGAGCUGCAGGAUGCCAGAGAUCAGAAUGAACUCUUGGAAUUUCGAAAUCUAGAACUUGAAGAAAGAGAAAGAAGAUCUCCACCUUUUAAUCUACAAAUCCAUCCAUUCUCUGAUGGUGUAAGCGCUCUACAAAUCUAUUGUAUGAAAGAAGGUGUCAAGGAUGUUAGCAUUCCAGACCUUAUAAAGCAGUUAGAUAUCUUGGGUGACAAUGGGAAUUUGAGAAAUGAAGAGCAAGUGGCUAUAAUUCAAGCCAGUACUGUAUUAUCUCUGGCAGAAAAGUGGAUACAGCAGAUUGAGGGGGCUGAAGCAGCUCUGCACCAGAAGAUGAUGGAAUUGGAAAGUGACAUGGAGCAGUUCUGUAAAAUAAAAGGUUAUCUGGAAGAAGAACUGGACUACAGGAAACAAGCUCUUGAUCAAGCCUAUAUGAGAAUCCAGGAGCUUGAGGCUACCCUUUACAAUGCUUUGCAACAAGAAACAGUGAUAAAGUUUGGAGAACUGCUGAGUGAAAAGCAGCAGGAAGAACUGCGAACUGCCGUAGAAAAACUGAGAAGACAAAUGUUGAGAAAAAGCAGAGAAUAUGACUGCCAAAUCCUCCAAGAGAGAAUGGAAUUGCUUCAACAGGCACAUCAGAGGAUCCGAGAUUUAGAAGAUAAAACAGACAUCCAGAAGAGGCAGAUAAAGGAUCUGGAAGAAAAGUUUCUGUUUCUGUUCUUGUUCUUCUCUCUUGCCUUUAUUCUUUGGCCUUGA
This is a messenger RNA of Ahaetulla prasina, 2463 nucleotides long. RefSeq names its product janus kinase and microtubule interacting protein 2 (gene JAKMIP2). NCBI's taxonomy places the organism in Eukaryota, Metazoa, Chordata, Lepidosauria, Squamata, Colubridae. The coding region runs from base 1 to 2463 and encodes 820 amino acids. Gene Ontology annotation, molecular function: kinase binding; microtubule binding. The record is from RefSeq and is a predicted model, not a curated record. The transcript is spliced from 20 exons.